Messenger RNA from Melanotaenia boesemani (Boeseman's rainbowfish), 4049 nucleotides. RefSeq names its product estrogen receptor beta-like. Gene Ontology annotation, molecular function: nuclear estrogen receptor activity; sequence-specific DNA binding; steroid binding. Gene Ontology annotation, biological process: regulation of DNA-templated transcription; estrogen receptor signaling pathway; cellular response to estradiol stimulus. The record is from RefSeq and is a predicted model, not a curated record. The coding region runs from base 396 to 2399 and encodes 667 amino acids. NCBI's taxonomy places the organism in Eukaryota, Metazoa, Chordata, Actinopteri, Atheriniformes, Melanotaeniidae. Gene Ontology annotation, cellular component: nucleus. The transcript has 11 exons.
ACCAGGAAUAAUGAAGUUCUUGAAGGACUAAGAAGGUGGAACAAGCACCGGUACGUGUGACGUGCGUUACAAGUUUAACUUUUACGCUUUAUUUAUUUAUUUAUUUAUUUUCUACAUUUGGUGGCGUAAAGCUGCGGCUUCGGAGACGCUGAAAACCCUCAAAACUUCAGAUGCAACAGCAGCUUAUUUCUUCUUCCGAUCAUCGCAUCAGCUAAGAGACAGAGCCGGUAACCUGACUGAUUCUUCCAAUCUUCUACCUGAACAUAACGGCUGCCAGGCUGCUUCUAAGGUUGUCUCCAUACACACAAAGGUCUUGUGUGCAGAAGAAUAUGCAUUAGAGGAAACAGCUGCAUCUUCAUAUUCAUUUUAAACACACAUAUUCUUCUUCCCACGACAUGGCCUCCUCCCCUGGGCUGAAUGUUGACCCGAUGCCCCUGCUUCAGCUUCAGGAGGCAGACUCCAGUAAGGUUUCAGAGAGGCCCACCUCUCCGGGACUUCUGCCCACCAUGUAUAGUCCUCCUUUAGGCAUGGACAGCCACACCGUCUGCAUUCCCUCUCCGUACACAGACAGUGGCCAUGACUACAACCAUGGACAUGGACCAGUGACUUUCUACAGUCCGUCUGUGCUGAGCUACACCAGACAGCCCAUCACUGACAGUCCGACAUCCCUGUGCCCCUCUCUCAGCCCGUCAGCCUAUUGGCCCUCCCACAGUCACCACAACAUACCCUCUCUGACUCUGCACUGCACCCAGCCUCUGGUCUACAAUGAACCCAGCCCACAUGCUCCCUGGCUGGAGCCCAAAGCCCACAGCAUCAACCCUAACAGCUCCGUCAUCACCUGCAACAAGCUGCUGGGGAAGAAUUCAGGCGAAAGAGUGAAAUCCUCGUGUUCAUCUGCUGUAGGAAAAGCUGACAUGCACUUCUGUGCCGUGUGUCACGACUACGCCUCUGGAUAUCACUACGGUGUGUGGUCAUGUGAGGGCUGCAAGGCUUUUUUCAAGAGGAGUAUCCAAGGACACAAUGACUACAUUUGCCCAGCUACAAAUCAAUGCACUAUUGACAAGAACCGGCGUAAAAGCUGCCAGGCCUGCCGUCUACGGAAAUGCUAUGAAGUGGGCAUGAUGAAGUGUGGUGUGAGGCGUGAUCGCUGUAGCUAUCGUGGAGCCCGGCGUCAUCGUGGAGGACUCCAGCCUCGAGAUGCAGCAGGCAGGGGUUUGGUAAGGGCAGGGAUGGGUUCUCGGGCCCAGCACCAUCUCCACUUGGGGGCACCUCUCUCCCCGCUCAUCCCUCUCUCGCAACCAAACUACGUCCACCACUCAUCCAUGAGCCCGGAGGAGUUCAUCUCCCGCAUCAUGGAGGCAGAGCCCCCAGAGAUCUACCUCAUGGAGGACCUGAAGAAGCCUUUCACUGAGGCCAGCAUGAUGAUGUCUCUAACCAACCUUGCGGACAAGGAACUGGUCCUCAUGAUCAGCUGGGCUAAAAAGAUUCCUGGCUUUGUAGAGUUGAGUCUAGCAGACCAAAUCCACUUGCUGAAGUGCUGCUGGCUGGAGAUCCUGAUGCUCGGCCUCAUGUGGAGGUCAGUGGAUCAUCCGGGUAAACUCAUCUUCUCUCCAGACUUCAAACUCAACAGGGAGGAAGGACAGUGUGUGGAGGGCAUUAUGGAGAUUUUCGACAUGCUGCUGGCUGCCACCUCUCGGUUUCGGGAGCUCAAGCUGCAGAGGGAGGAGUACGUCUGUCUGAAGGCCAUGAUCCUUCUCAACUCCAAUCUGUGCACGAGCACCCCUCAGACGGAUGAGGAGCUGGAGAGCAGGAACAAGCUGUUGCGUCUUCUGGACUCCGUGAUCGAUGCUCUGUACUGGGCCAUCUCCAAACUGGGUCUGUCGACACAGCAGCAGAAUCUGCGGCUCUGCCACCUCACCAUGCUUCUCUCCCACAUCCGUCAUGUCAGUAACAAAGGCAUGGACCAUCUGUCCAGCAUGAAGAGGAAGAACGUGGUGUUGGUGUACGAUCUCCUCCUGGAGAUGCUUGAUGCCAACACAUCCAGCAGCACCAGUCAAACGGGCUCAUCCUCGCCAAACUCUGACAUCUUCUCAGACCAGCAACAAUACCCCCCACCUCCGUCUCACCUGCAGCCUGGUUCAGACCACACCAUGAACACCAGCCCCACCGUGCUUCUACAGGGACCAGCUGAUGUUCAGAUCCUGGAUAGGCACCUGCAGGCUCAGCCGCUCCAGCCCACAUCUCCAUCACAGAAUUUAGUAGGAUCUCAACUCAACAGUGAUGAUUUCAUCCCACCGGAGCAGUGGUCGCUGGAUACAGGAGAUGGGAUUUUGUCAGCCGAGCCAGUAGGCUAUAUUAUUCCUGACCGAGUUGUCAUGGCAACCACAUUAGAGGGGUAACAGGACAAAAAGACUGACCCUAAAAGGGUUUAAAAUACCCCUACCUCCCCCCAAAACAAGGGAGAGAGAAAAAACCUUACACACAAUGCAUUGUUAGGUAAAGUUCUUUCUUUUUUAGAUGUUUUUAGUCUUUUUGGAAGAAAGGAAAAAAAUAAACUUUUUUGACCGACUGUAUAUUUUGUGAUCGUAAAUAUUUUUGGUGAAAGUGCACUACAGUAGAUGUUCAAUAAGAGCAUUGCUGAACCUCUGCCAGGCAGUUUUGGCUCAUUUUUUAAAAUAUACAUUAUUGGUAUUUCCUUUUUCAUGUUGAUGUAAUAAUCAGAGCAUGACAUCUACUCAUCUCUUCUGCCUUAUAUGUGUGCAUGUAGUCCACACAGUCAGGACCUACUGUAAGGAUUGUUACACCUACAAAAAGGGCACUGUUCUCUGUCACGCUGCGCUGUAAUUUCCUCUUUUACUACUAUUGUGUACUUUAGUGUUUUUAAUCUGUGCCUGUUCAUGCAGUAUUUUUCUACCUUUGUGCAAACUGUUAGUGGAGCUGAGCGGCAGCAGUAUGUGGCCUUUUACUAAAGUGACUGUUAAGAUUUUCUCUAUCUGGUAAAACUAAGGCUGAAUUUACACCACUGGAUGUAGAAAGUGUUCAUUUUACUCAAGCAAAACCAAACUCCCAAUAUCACGCUAGUUCUUAAAUCCACCUGAUAAUCUACGAAAAGGCUUUGAUUUAUUCACAGGUCUCAUAUGCUAAACAUUACAUACAAGUGCAUUUGGUUAGCAUAUCAUAUCUUUACAUACAGUAUAGCAGGCAAAAAAGUAGUUUAACAACAAUCAUCAUACAUUGGCUUUUCUAAACAUAUGCUAAUGUGCUAACUGUAUACAUGUUUACAUACAGAUAUUUGUAAAUUAUCAAGCAAAAGGGAAGCUAUUGAGUCAUUUUUUUUAGCCUUUUAAUUAUCUUUUUUAAAACUUGUUGAAGAUGCAGAUUGAUUCAAAUUUGAGUUUAAUAUUAUGAAUAGCAACAUGCUAAUUGGCCUUCUAUCAUAUUAGCUAUGCAACAAUGGAUAAACUAAAUUCAAACCUGCAAUUAAAAUUAAAGUAAAAAAGAAACUUUCUUUCUUGCAUGAUUGGUCUUAAAAUAAGUGGUUUUUACACAAGUAAAACUAGUGUAAAUUAUUUGGUUUGGUGUAUGUCAAUUAUUCACUUCAACUCCAACUUCAAAUGCUUUUCUUUUCAUUUUACUAAACAAAAUGAAGAGAACAGUUUUGGAUAAAACUGCUUAAAAUGUACCGAGUUUUCUUUUUGGACGUCCUUUCCCGAAAUGUUACCCUCAGGUGUAAAUCCAGCCCUAGCGUCAGAUUAUCUCACCACUGGUAAUGUGCUUACUAUCAUUUCUUUGGCUUGUACAUGCAUGAAAACACACACAACCAAAUCUGAUGCUGAAAAUGUUCUUGUUGGUGGCUUUGUGAACAACACACAUUCAUAUUGCAGUUGUUGCUGAAGUUUUUGCCUGUCUGUCCUGUCGGCUCUCGGACAGGGUCUUUGUAAAACCCAGUGAUACAGUAAACAUACAACAGCAAAUCAACACGGUUUAUUAUCAGUCAAAAUGAUAAUCUUUACAUCCCAUAAAUAAAGAUCACAAAAUACAGCAAACUU